AUGUCAUACUAUGACAUUGACUCCAUCCUCACUGAUGCGCAGAAACUCCCCUGCACAUUCGAGUUAGAAGUUCCAGGACUAGGAAUCCUCGAAGGGAAUCCGGGUGACGACAUCAAAGCGGGGACCCGCAUCGACCUACCAUUAUGGCUAGGUGAAAUGCUUUCAAUCGGUGCGCGAUUAGGUACGUCUCGCCUAGUCACACUCGACAUACCAGAUGCGCUCGCAGAGCGAGUGAUGAAUGCGCUCAAGGCCGAUCCACGAACGGUUGAUCUGCGCGCCUUGGCACCACACUUCUACACACUCAGUGAGCGGAUACUUGAGAUUUUUGAAGAAGAAGAGAUGGUCGACGUCUUGAUCAACACUUUUAAGAAACGGGCGGCAGAGAUCUCCGACCAUGCACACAAUCCACGAGGUGCAGUUGGCGAAGGUGUGGAAUUUCUACGUGGGCUGGAUGAGACUGAAAGGCAAUUGUUCCGUGCGGCCCAUGAUCGGGCAAAACAGGUGCGGAUCUGGGCCGGAGAGGCGAAAAAGAAAUGA
Molecule: messenger RNA, 537 nt
Organism: Penicillium oxalicum
Lineage: Eukaryota; Fungi; Ascomycota; Eurotiomycetes; Eurotiales; Aspergillaceae
Gene: psf3
Product: DNA replication protein PSF3
Exons: 6
Coding region: 1-537 (178 amino acids)
Biological process (GO): mitotic DNA replication initiation
Cellular component (GO): GINS complex
Source: RefSeq, a predicted model, not a curated record